This is a messenger RNA of Funneliformis mosseae, 1017 nucleotides long. The record is from the annotation of a GenBank genome assembly. NCBI's taxonomy places the organism in Eukaryota, Fungi, Glomeromycota, Glomeromycetes, Glomerales, Glomeraceae.
AUGUCGGACGAAAUUGGACCGCAAAUUCCAAUACAUUUACUUUCUAAAGUUGGCAUUAUUAAUAAUGAAGAAGAUAAUGCAUCUCCAGAAAUUAGGCCACCAUUAGGUAGUGACUUGACUGAGUUUCGGCAUAAUAAAACUUUAGAUCAAGAUUCUGAAGCUACUGAGAGUGCUACAAUUGGUCCAAGGAUCCCUCAAGAAAGAGUACAAAUCGGUCCACAAAUACCUUCUUCGUCAAUAGGAAAACACAAAAUGAAUGGUGAAGAUAACGAUCGUAAGUUACGGAAUUCAUUGCCUGUUAAUUCAGAAGGAACUUCUAGUCACAAAAAACGUGUUAUUGGUCCUGCUAUGAUGCCUCCUCCUGAAUAUAGCAAUUACCAAGAAUAUGAAGAAGAGGAAGAAAUAGUAGGGCCAGUAUUGCCAAAGGAUUUUAAAGAGGGAAAUAAUGAUGAUGGUUUAUUAAGAACAAUCCAAGAGUUCGAAGAACGAGCAGAAAGAAUGCGUAAAACUCUUGAACCAUUACAACGUGGAGAAUGGAUGCUCGUACCACCAGAAGCAAAAUUUCUGGGAGAAACCCCAACCAAUAUGCGAUCACGUCAAUUCAAAAAGAGAGCACAUAAUCCAAACGAUAAUGAUAAUUCGCUUUGGACAGAGACCCCUGCUGAAAGAGAAGAAAGACUGAAAAAACAGGCAUCAUCUACUCAAAAAAGAAAACUUGUCAAAGACAACGAGGACGACGAACCAAUAAAAUAUUCCCGCGUUGAUUUAGAAACAUCAGAAAAAGUUAAUGAAUAUAACGCUUUAUACCGGUCAAAGACUCUUGUAGAAACACAUGCAGAAAGCUAUGUUAAAUCACGUAAAUGGAAAGAGGAUGAUGCCAGUAAACGACCUUUUGAUCGUGAAAAAGACGUAUUGGGCACUCGUCGUAUGGACUUGCGCAAGCGCCAAGAGUUCUUGGACAAUGCGAAAGGGUUGAGUUCGAAAUUUGGGCACGGUAAACAUGGAUCAUUUUUGUAG